Messenger RNA from Candidula unifasciata, 712 nucleotides. Lineage: Eukaryota; Metazoa; Mollusca; Gastropoda; Stylommatophora; Geomitridae. The record is from the annotation of a GenBank genome assembly.
UGACAGAAGGCCAGAGCAUGCAUGUCACUUAUGUGACAUCUGCUGGUCACUUUGGUCGAGCCUGACCACCACCAGAUAUGCUUCGCAAUCUGACCUGCCUGCCAGGAGAUCCCAGCAAGGAAUCCCUCGCCCAACAGCGGUGGAGAUGGGACUGCUGGUCAAGACUUUGAUUCCACACCUCAGCAAGACCAACAGAGAUGGCCUGGUCAAGAUUGUGCAAGUUCUUUACGGGAUGUCGCAGCAUGACACCUUCAACACCCCCAGUGAGCACUCUACCACAGGUACAACCGAUCACGCAACAGACUCACACCCCCAGGACCUUCUGAACCUCUCCCCUCUAGAGGCAUGUCAGCUGCUCUACCAUGUCGCCACGGCCAUACAACAGCCAGCUAUGGCAGAUGCUGCAGCUUCCAUCCUGAAAACCAAAGGCAUCAGCUGUGAGUGGAAAGCUAAACCCACAGUGCACAGGAAGUCUUCAUCAAACAUGAAACGUUCAGGCAUGAAGAGUGAUGAUAUGGAUGUGCCAGAUGGGGAUGAGGAGGGAGCUGAGCCUCCAGCACCAUCCAGCAGAUCUUUGAGGGAAGCUGAGGUCAAAGAUGCUAAUGCUGGAACAGAUGUAUCCACAGGUGAACUGACCAUUAGGCAGUGCAGAUCUCUGUUUUGCAUGGUGUAUGACAUAAUUUCCGCAACAAAAACUAUAGAAUUUAUCUGA